This is a messenger RNA of Trichobilharzia szidati, 1609 nucleotides long. Lineage: Eukaryota; Metazoa; Platyhelminthes; Trematoda; Strigeidida; Schistosomatidae. The record is from the annotation of a GenBank genome assembly.
UCUUGGAUACAAAUAGCACCUAGCUGAAAACAACAAUCACGAAUCUUAACAUUGAAAAUCUUUUGAUUUUGCACUUAUUUGCGAAUACACUCGACUUCUGAUAAGUUGGAAAACAUUUUCAUUAAAAUGUAACUGAUUUAUUUUGUAUGGUAACCAAUUUUAUUUUAGGUAUUUUCAUUUUUAUAUUAUAUCUUUCUUAUCUUUAAUAAGAUGGAUAGGAUACUGCUUCUUAAAUUCAAACCUAACAGCUGCAACGUUCCUUGGUGGGAAUGUAGACCCGGAAAUUUAUAUGAAUAUUGUAAGUUAUUUAAAAUUCUGAAGACGUAAUUGUCAUAUUUGAAGAGUGAGAUAAUACGUGAACAAGGAUAUAUAGUUGAAGAACAUGAGGUUAUUACUGAAGAUUAUUAUAGUCUGUGUUUAAUCAGACUUUACAAGAACAAAACAAGUUAUAAGAGUAUGUUUCAACAAAUAAAUUCUAAGAUUUUACUUUAUUUAAUCACUUAUGUUGGGUUCAUUUUCAAUGAAUACAUCUUUACUUUUUCAAUUUCAGGGAACAAAGUCAUUUUAUUACAACAUGGACUACUGGACUCAUCGCAUGCAUGGACAAUGAACUUGAAGAACCAGAGUCUAGCAUAUAUUUUAGCUGACAAUGAUUAUGAUGUAUGGCUUGGAAAUAGCAGAGGUAGUACAUAUUCCAAAAAGCAUCGGCGUUUUGAUUCAAGUCAAGCAGAGUUUUGGGACUUUACUUGGCAAGAAAUGUCUAAGUAUGAUUUUCCUGCUACAAUUCGAUACAUCUUAUCCAUAACAAAAGUAGAAAGACUAACAUACGUCGGAUUUUCCCAGGGUUCACUUAUUGCUAUGACAGCACUGGAUACUUUCCCAGAACUACAACAACAUAUAAAUUUAUUUGUAGCAUUUGGCCCUGUUGGAUACUUUGCAAGUCUCGAGGGCACCUUCCGUUCACUAGCUCAACACUAUCAGAUUCUUCAGUUCAUGCUGCGUUAUCUGACGAAUGGUGAAAUACUUCCUUCCAACGAUAUUUUUAAAUUUCUAGGGAAGUAUGUUUGCGGACUGGAUCCAUACCUUUGCAUGACAGUUAUUAAUAGUAUUGCUGGAAACGAUGGAUCCAACACUAAUCUGACACGUCUUCCACUGAUAAUCUCACAUUGCCCGGCGGGGACCUCAAUUAAAAAUCUUGUCCACUUUAGUCAGAUGGUCAAUAGUGGUCAGCUACAGAAAUUCGACUAUGGAGCUAGCCUAAAUAGACAAGUUUAUGGACAGAGCAAACCACCUGAAUACAGUUUACAAAAUUUUAAUGUUCCAACUGUAAUUUAUCAUGGAGGAAAUGAUUACUUAUGCACGAAGAAGAAUGUUGAAGUACUUGUGCAAAAAAUCAAUAAAACUGUUAUUUCAAUAAACUAUAUUCAUAAUUACAACCAUUUAGGAUACUUCUGGAGUACUGAUGCUGUAAAUGUAAUCUAUUCUCCACUUCUUAAAUUACUACAAAAUUAUUAAUUAAUUUCUUUCUCAAAAGAUAUUAAAGUAUUUUUGAGCAAAUUAAAAGGAUUUGAUUACUGAUUUUUUAACAUCCGGUAGUUUUAAAAGUGAU